Messenger RNA from Dovyalis caffra, 381 nucleotides. NCBI's taxonomy places the organism in Eukaryota, Viridiplantae, Streptophyta, Magnoliopsida, Malpighiales, Salicaceae. The record is from the annotation of a GenBank genome assembly.
AUGUUUGGAUUAUUAUUGACUGGAAUGGCUCCUGUCAGUGGUGUGAGACAUAAGUUGCUGCCUUCCAUAUCCAUUGCUUCUGCCUCUGCCAAGGAGUGGGAAGGCUACCAUCAAUGUUAUGAGCCAGUUUGUACCCAAGUAAUAGUGGUUGCAGCUGAGUUUUCCAAAGGAGAGAGGAUAACCGACCAUAGUAAUGCAAAUGUGGCCGUUGAUUUCUAUCAUCGCUACAAGGAAGAUGUGCAAAGAAUGAAGGAAAUGGGAAUGGAUGCUUUCAGAUUCUCUAUUUCUUGGUCUAGAGUGUUGCCACGUAUACAGCCCUAUGUAACUCUCUUUCAUUGGGACACUCCAGAAGCACUUGAAGAUAAAUAUGGUGGUUUUUAA